AUGUAUUUGUCCGUGUGGAGUAAACGACUUUCCCACGCGUUGUCCGGCAGGCGAUUGUCAAUGGAGCGCGAAAAAUGCAAUAAGGAAGGCCAGAGCCCCACCCUCUACGUCAUCUGCCUAAUUGCUAUUAUAAAAAUCGAGCACAUGACUAAAUUGCCUGCUUAUAAAACGAUGCUAUUUCUUGGCUUUUGUGACACCUGCGCCACGUUUAUCCAUUCUUUUGCAACAGGAAUUUUCGGCCUAUUUGGAAUUGCAUUUUGUGAUUACCCUCUGCUAAUUUUCAUACUUGGCUCAAUUGGGUUGGGCUCGUGGAUGGGAUGUUGCAUUACCAGUAUACUAUUGGCAUUUAUCAGAGUCUGUGACGUGGAUUCACAAAGUAAGCUCAAAAAAAUGUUUGAUGGUUGGAGGAUAUAUGUGCUGCUGGCGAUUUGUGGCGUCUACUUUUUUGUUGCGACAUUUUUGACAAAACCGGUGGUGUUCAAUCCGAUGUCUUGGUUUUUCGAUCCGAAUGUUGGGAAAGACCCGUCAAUCUACAUAAGUACCAUUCAUUAUUUCAACAACUUCUCAGUAAUCAUUUGCACCGUCCUAUUCUACGGAUACAUUGCAUAUGUUUAUCUGAAAGAAUCUCGAUCAAUUGCGUCGAAACAAUUGUCAAAAUCUCAAAUUUCGAUACUCCUUCAAUCAUUUUUCUUUUGCUUUUUUCACGUUAUAACCGCAAUUGCAUACAUUGCAAUGGAAUUUUUAUCAGCGUCCGAUUUUUUGACACUUCUUGGGCUUUUGGGAUGGCAGUGGAGUAGUGGAUCUGUGUGCAUUGUGUACUUGACGCUGAACAAGACAAUUAGACAAGCAGUGAAGAAGCUUUUGUGUUCGAAUGUUUCAAAUUCUGUUGGACUUGCCACAUUGUGA
Molecule: messenger RNA, 906 nt
Organism: Caenorhabditis elegans
Lineage: Eukaryota; Metazoa; Nematoda; Chromadorea; Rhabditida; Rhabditidae
Gene: srt-16
Product: Serpentine Receptor, class T
Exons: 5
Coding region: 1-906 (301 amino acids)
Source: RefSeq, marked reviewed